CAGGCAAACUCGCUUGUAGCUCGUUUACUACAUCACUACGAGUAAAAAGAGUCAUAAUUCGUGUACCAAAAACGUUUUGCUCGCGAGUUAUUGAUCCGGAAAAGUCGAAUCUGUGAAUAUCUUGCCAGUUUUACCGAACUCGCAUGAUCAGACGCUGAGCGAGAAAGAUAACGUGAAGUUUAGCUUUAUUUUAUUCAAAGCCAUUUGAGAUCGAUUGGAAGCAAGCCCACUCUGACUCGCAUUGACCACUCAAAGCUUGACAGGAAACAAAGACUAACACAUAGACAUCUUUUGCUUUUGAAACUGAAAGAUGGCCGAUAAGCUGCAGAAACUUGUUUCACAGAAGAAGGAUGUCGUGGAGACCGUCAUGGAAGUCUUUGAGCAGGGUGCAGAGGUGUUGGCUGGCAUCGCUGGUGAUCUGUUCCCCGUGUUCUCCAUCGCAGCUCCGAUCGUGAAGCUGGCGCUGGAUAACGUGGAAAGCAAAGAGGCCGAGUACAUGAAGGAGCAGUUCCAGAAAGUGCGUGAUCGCCUGGAAGUCGUUUCUGAAGAAGUCCAGCAGAUAAACCAGGAGAUCAAGAAGAGCGGCAUAGAUGCAACCUACUUCUCCGUGGAGGAGAACCUGACCAACCAAUUCCGCAAAUUCAUGGACGUCCUGAAUGCGAAACCUAAAUUCAGAGAGGUCAGAAAGAAAACGUUCCUGGAGCACUACAACAGGACAGGGGGUGAUAAAAACCUUCACACUCUUUAUAAUGCUGUAACCGGAGAUAACUUCUCAGGAGAGUCUGUGCUGGAAAUCACGCUGAAUUACGAGCAGAAGAGCCGCAGAGUAGUGGAGGAGUUUUGCGCUACACUCAAGAAACUGUUCUGCAUCGGUUUGAUCGCCUUACUGGGACACUCGGCACUGAAAGGCGAUGACGAUGAGGAGAAGCUGCUUCAAGAUUGGAGCGAGAGGAUGAAAGUGGUGCAGGAUAAAAUGAACGUCGUGAUUGAAGACUGCAUCAACAGUUUUCCGACACAGGCCGAGCUGGACGCCAAACGCAUUGUGAGAGACCAAAGCGACAAAAGCAACCAGCAACUGGCCGACUUGCUGGUGGAGCACCUGAAAAAGAAGUACGACUGGGUGCGCUGGUCAGUCCGUGUCUUUAACUCCCCCACCGGCCUGUUCACCAACAAGAAAGACUUCCACGGUUUGACGGGAAAGAGCCGCUUUCAGGUGUCAGAUGACAAGCUAAACGUUGUGGUCUCCUACAGCGCCUCGCCUGAACCCCUCGAUAAAGCCCGGAUACAGAGCCUGAUUUCAGAGCAGAAGAAGAUCACGAUGACGCCCUUGGCUGAACUGCUUUUUGAGACAAUCCCUGUUAGCGUGGUUCACACUAUCAAGACCUCAUGCAAAGAUCUGGGCUUCUCCAGCAGCUUCUCUGACGAGCUGCACUUCUUUGAGGAGUUCAAGAGCUUCUGUGUCUUUCUUCAUUCUGCUUAAACAAGGAGGAGAAAUAGAAAGAUUAACAGCUAAGCAGAUGUUGUAGGAUGAUAUUCGAUUAAACCACUAUAAUUAGACUACAUAGCCUCUCUAAGGGUUUGACUUGUUACCAAAAUCAAUUAUUGUACUCUACAAUCUUUCUUUUUCAUCUUUUUUUCUUAGUAUUUCCUUAAUGUCUGCUUGUUUUAAAGCUGUAAAUGAACACUUCAAUGUAACAGAUUUGUAUUUUUAAUAUACCUAGUGUUUGGUACUCCCUUAUUAGUGUAUUUGGUGGGUGAUGGUGGUGUUUUAGAGACUAGGCUGUUAAAAUAGGUAUACACAGAUAUAGCCUUGUGGGCAGCGUGCCAUCAUACAACGCCAUUGCACUUCGGGCGUCCCAUGUCUGAAUCCUGACCCAAGGACCUUUCCUGAACCUGCACCCCCCCCACUUCACUUCCUUCAUGUCUGACCUGUCUGUCACAAUAAAGGCAAAAAUGACAAAAGAAAAUCAUUACCAAAAAAGAGAGAGGAAAAAGGCAGUCUCAGGCGGCUUGCCAACGAGACCGUCCACGUUCACUGAUUGUAUGCAAAAAGUUUGCACAGUUGUGUUCAAAAUUUGUGAGGAUGAGCUAAUUAUUAUAUUUGACAAAGUUUUCCUGGUUUUUAACAUCAUAUCACAUUUUUGACAGAAAGUACUUUCUAAGUUAUUUAGAAAUUCUCAAGCAAAACUGAAUAUAUAUAUAUAUUCUUACCUUAGUUCUUACCUUAAUAUAUGCAUGAAGUAAGGAAUAAGAAUAAACAAAUAAAAUUAAUUAAAGAACAAAGCAUAGAAAAAAAGAUUGAGUUUACUUCGUUUGUCUGAACUUUUAAUACAUUUUGUAUUUGUAUGGACUUCUGAUAAUUGCAAAUUAUGCACAGAUUUUUUGACUGUCAACUGUUUUUUAACUUUUUAAGCAAGGGCUUCUGCACCAUUUUUUUCUGCCAUUUUUGUCCACUAUUAUCUAUUAUUGUCCUUUAUUUCUAUUUCAAAUUUUACUCGCACCUAAGCUGCAUGUCAAAACAACACUUACAAUACAGACUGGUCCCUUUC
Messenger RNA from Carassius auratus (goldfish), 2549 nucleotides. RefSeq lists its product as uncharacterized. The transcript is spliced from 3 exons. The coding region runs from base 311 to 1480 and encodes 389 amino acids. Lineage: Eukaryota; Metazoa; Chordata; Actinopteri; Cypriniformes; Cyprinidae. The record is from RefSeq and is a predicted model, not a curated record.